Synchytrium microbalum is the source of this 3624-nucleotide messenger RNA. RefSeq lists its product as uncharacterized. Bases 1 to 3624 code for a protein of 1207 amino acids. NCBI's taxonomy places the organism in Eukaryota, Fungi, Chytridiomycota, Chytridiomycetes, Synchytriales, Synchytriaceae. The transcript is spliced from 30 exons. Gene Ontology annotation, molecular function: oxidoreductase activity. The record is from RefSeq and is a predicted model, not a curated record.
AUGAGCGAGCUACGAUUCGACAAUAAGGUUAUUGUGGUCACGGGCGCUGGUGGAGGACUUGGAAAGGCAUAUGCUUUAUUCUUUGCUUCUCGUGGUGCCAAAGUUGUUGUCAACGACUUGGGUGGAUCUGUAUCUGGAGAUGGUGGAGCUGUAUCUCAUCGAGCUGCUGACGUAGUUGUCAAUGAAAUCGUUGCCAACAAGGGCGUUGCAGUCGCCAACUAUGAUUCUGUCGAAGAUGGAGACAAGAUUAUUGAAACCGCCAUCAAGGCUUAUGGACGUGUCGAUAUUCUGAUUAACAAUGCUGGUAUUUUACGCGAUAAAACGCUUGCUCGCAUGACUGAUCAAGAUUUUGACCUGGUGCAACGAGUGCAUGUUCGCGGAGCAUACAAAUGUGCCAAAGCUGCUUGGCCUCAUAUGCAAAAGCAAAACUAUGGUCGUAUUGUCAAUACUGCAUCAGCUGCUGGCAUCUAUGGCAACUUUGGCCAGGCCAACUACUCAGCUGCCAAGUACGCUCUUCACGGCUUUACUCUGACCUUGGCUCGUGAAGGGGAAAAAAAGAACAUACACUGCAACUCGAUUGCUCCAGUUGCCGCCUCAAGGAUGACUGAAUCAGUCAUGCCAAAAGAAAUGUUUGACAACCUCAAGCCAGACUAUAUCGUUCCGUUGGUCGCAUACCUAGUUCACGACUCGUGUGAAGCAAAUGGCGGUCUCUUUGAAUGUGGAGCAGGAUUCGUCGGAAAGCUGCGAUGGGAACGCUCAAAGGGCGCUCACUUCAAGACUGAUCCAACAUUCACUCCAGCUGCAGUCCAAGCCAAAUGGAAGGAAGUCACAGCCUUCGAUGGUGCUGAACAUCCAGUUAAUCUUGGUGACAGUGAUUGGCUUGCUCAUCUUCAGACUGCUUCCACAUCACCACCUUUUACUGGAAAUCCUGGUGCCUUGAGAUAUGAUGGCAAGGUCGCUGUGGUUACUGGUGCUGGAGCUGGUCUUGGUCGUCAAUAUGCUUUGAUGUUUGCUCGUCUGGGUGCUGCUGUCGUCGUCAAUGAUCUUGGUGGCUCUUUCAAAGGAGACGGAGGUGAUGCACGAGCUGCUGACACUGUUGUAAAUGAGAUUUUGCAACUUGGAGGGAAAGCUGUUGCAAAUUACAACAGUGUGGAAGAUGGAGAUAAAGUCAUCGAGACAGCUAUGAAAGCAUUUGGCCGAGUUGACAUUUUAGUGAACAAUGCAGGAAUCCUGCGUGAUAUCUCCUUCCAAAGGAUGGCGGACUCAGAUUGGGACUUGGUUCACAAGGUCCACUUGAGAGGCACCUACAAGUGUACAAAAGCAGCUUUCGAUGUGAUGAUGAAGCAGAAAUACGGCCGAAUCAUCAACACAACAUCUGCCGUUGGGCUUUAUGGAAACUUUGGUCAAGCCAACUACUCAGCUGCCAAGCUGGGAAUUCUAGGUUUGAGCAACACUGUCGCUAUCGAAGGAAAGAAAUACAACAUUACUUGCAACACUGUCGGUCCAAAUGCUGGCACAAGAAUGACGGCCACCGUGAUGCCUCCGGAGAUGGUGGAAGCAUUGAAACCAGAUUACGUUGCUCCAUUGACUGGUUUCCUUGCCCAUGAAUCUUGCACUGAAACUGGUUCAUUGUUCGAGGUUGGCUGUGGUUGGAUCGCCAAGCUACGUCUUCAAUCGACUGGUGGUGUAGGCUUCCCACACUCUCGCACACUAUUGCCAGAACAUAUUGCUGCCAAAUUUGCAGAAAUUUGCAACUUUGACGAUGGACGAGCAACUUACCCAGCAACUAUUGGAGAAUCAAUUGCACGUAUUAUAGCCAACACGACAAACCAAGGAUCUGAUGCUUCUAAAGCUGCGCCAGCUGCAAAGAAAGCUGGUAAAGGUGGUUUGAAACCUGGUGACGUUAACGUCGAAGCUGCCAAGAAGAUGGUGUUUGAGAAGGACGUCUUUACGUAUACAGAGCGAGAUGUCAUAUUAUAUGCUCUAGGUGUUGGUGCUAAACGAUAUGAUCUCAACUUUGUAUAUGAGAAUUCUGAAAACUUCUCGGCCUUACCCACCUUUGGUGUGAUGCCUGCCUUCUUCAGUGUGACGAAGAGCGUCAAGUUCGGCGACUUCUUACCAAACUUCAAUCCUAUGAUGCUGCUUCACGGUGAACAGUACAUCGUCAUCAAACGACCAUUCCCAACUUCAGGAACUUUGAGUUCUACAUGUCGUAUCAUUGACAUCCAAGACAAGUCUUCUGGAGCCGCUGUUGUUGUAGGCACGACAACCGUAGAUGAAUCUGGAAAUGUCGUCGCCGAGAACGAAAUGACUACCUUCAUUCGUGGUCUUGGUGGAUUUGGUAGUGGUGCUCAACAAGCUUCUGAACGAGGCGAGGCUACUGCUGCUAACAAUCCACCAAAGCGACCUGCUGAUGCAGUUGUCCGUGACAAGACUACUGAAGAGCAGGCUGUCUUGUACCGAUUGAGUGGUGACUACAACCCUCUCCAUGUUGAUCCAUCAAUGGCCAAGAUGGGCGGCUUCGAUGUACCCAUUUUACAUGGACUUUGCACUUUGGGCUUUGCUGGUCGUCACAUUCUUCAAAAGUAUUGUGACAGUGAUCCAAAGAAAUUCAAGGCAAUGAAAGUCAGGUUUGCUGGACCAGUCUUUCCUGGAGAAACUGUUGAAACUUCAAUGUGGAAGGAAGGUUCAAAAGUCAUAUUCCAAGUGAAGGUUGUAGAGAGGGAUGUUAUUGUUAUUUCGAAUGCUGCUGUCGAACUUGCAGGUUCAGGUGCUUCUGCCACCGCUUCCGCUCCAGCAACUGCAUCUGCACCAUUUGGAUCCAAAGUCUCUGUCGCUGGAUUCGCUGCCUCAGCCUUAUUUGAACGAAUUGAAUCUGGAAUGGGUGCUAUGCCCUCUGCUGAACGCAAAAAAAUUGUCGACAAGACGAAAGCCAUCUUCCAAUUCGAUUUGACUAACUCGGCUAAAAAGACAGCAAGUUGGUUUGUUGACUUGAAGAAUGGAGACGGUGCCGUUGGCGCAGGUGCUGCUCCUGGAAAGGCUGAUUGUAUCAUCAUAUUGUCGGAUGACGAUUUGGUCAAUCUUGCUUCUGGAAAGGGCAAUGCACAGACAAUGUUCAUGUCUGGAAAGAUUAAGCUUAAAGGCAAUAUGGCUUUGGCAACCAAACUUCAAACAGUCUUCCAAGCGUUCCCUGCUCCAUCAUCUGUUCCUGCCAAGGCUGCUGCUACCUCUGCUCCAAAAUUAUCCGUACCAGGAUAUGAAUCAUCGGCCAUUAUUGAAGCGGUAGCUGCCGGUAUUACUGCAAUGUCUGAAGCGGAUCGAAAGAAACAGGUUACCAGCGUCAAGGCCGUCUUCCAAUUCGAUAUUACCAAUGAUGCCAAGAAGAUGUCAUCGUGGUUUAUUGACUUGAAGAAUGGAACUGGAAGCGUUGGAACUGGCGCUGCACCUACCAAGGCUGAUGUUGUGAUUUCAAUCGCUGACAAGGACUUUGUUGCUCUUGCUGGUGGCAAAGCUGAUGCUCAGAAAUUGUUCAUGGGAGGAAAGAUUAAAUUGAAAGGCAAUAUGAUGCUCGCAACCAAACUGCAAACAGUGCUUGCUGCUGCACGUCCUAAAGGAAAGAUGUGA